Molecule: messenger RNA, 588 nt
Organism: Acanthocheilonema viteae
Lineage: Eukaryota; Metazoa; Nematoda; Chromadorea; Rhabditida; Onchocercidae
Source: the annotation of a GenBank genome assembly
AUGGAUGCUAAUCAUUGUGAUAGCAGUUACAAUGAUGAUGAUGAGGAUGAUGACCGAGUAGCAUUCGCUAUGAAGAGAAAAGUCCAGAACCGUUAUUCAAAAAGAAAGAAGAUGAACGAAUAUCUGCGAAAAUGGAAAGGAUAUAGCAGCACAAAUGAUAAUGUGACGCUGGAAACUGAUUUGGACUACGAUGCAUUGGUAUUGGAUUAUACCUUUCGAAAAAAGAAAAAGACUUGGAAAAAACAUUCCAAGUUCCACCAUUCAACUCAUAUCGACAAACGUAUAUACACGACUCAAUAUGAUGAUAUUACUGAUAAUCUCAUGUAUGGAGGAGAUAAACUUGAUCAUCGUCAAAUUAAGGGAGCGAAACAAAAGGCUUUUGCGAAAAAGAUUAAAAAGCACUCUAACACUCCAGAAAAAGAUGAAGAUGACGAAUAUAGUUGGCCUGAAACGUUUUCAUCAGAGGAGAGUGAUAUAGAUGACAGCUGGGUUACGGAAUCAACCUCAUCAACUUUUAUGCCAACUGAUUUUCAUGAGCAUUUGGAUGAAGAGAAGGAGAUGUCGGACAAAAAGAAUCCCCCGACUUGA